Cylicocyclus nassatus is the source of this 495-nucleotide messenger RNA. The record is from the annotation of a GenBank genome assembly. NCBI's taxonomy places the organism in Eukaryota, Metazoa, Nematoda, Chromadorea, Rhabditida, Strongylidae.
GCUUUCAGGAUGGUCCGGAGAACCUCGCUGGCUCGUAUAGCGGCUACUGUUGCUACCCUGAGCCAGAAAACAGGCUUCGGACCCAACCGUCUAUAUCGCAAAGGAGUUCACUUUGUUGGCACUGAACCCGACGUUCUAAAAUAUCAUUUGCUUCAAGAUAAAAAACCACAUGAACCAUAUGGACUGCAAGGAAGCAAUCAUCUCCUACCUGGAAAAGGCAAAAUUCAUUCUAGGUUACCUGUGAAGGUACACAUGAAGAAAGACAAGGUCUAUGCAUGGUGCAGUUGUGGAUACAGCGGGAACCAGCCACUCUGUGAUGGUUCGCACAAUUCUAUCCAUGUCCCGGAUUUAAAGCUGAAGCCGGUACGAUUUAUACCUGACAAGGAUACCACGGUUUGGUUUUGCAACUGCAAGCAGACCAAGAAUAGGCCAUUCUGCGAUGGAUCUCACAAAGACAUCGUAGACAAAGACAAAACCGCUGGCUUGUUCGAUUGA